Prunus persica (peach) is the source of this 2459-nucleotide messenger RNA. Its product is annotated as transcription factor MYC4. Lineage: Eukaryota; Viridiplantae; Streptophyta; Magnoliopsida; Rosales; Rosaceae. Gene Ontology annotation, molecular function: transcription cis-regulatory region binding; protein dimerization activity; DNA-binding transcription factor activity. Gene Ontology annotation, biological process: regulation of DNA-templated transcription. The transcript has 2 exons. The coding region runs from base 850 to 2316 and encodes 488 amino acids. Gene Ontology annotation, cellular component: nucleus. The record is from RefSeq and is a predicted model, not a curated record.
AUUAAUCAGUUUUUUUUGGAGUCAACAAAAAUGUACACUUCAUGCAUCGAUCCAAGAAUAGGUGGCCCAUAUUUAUUGGGAUUGGCUCUAUUUUCCAUGUUCAUUUAUGUUCAUUUAAUAAUUUUUUGGACAUGUGACCAAUCUCUUAACCCCAAUAUAACGCUGUUAACUUGAAUGAAUUAAAUAACAACUAAAAAAUUAAAAGGAAAAAAAAAACCCAAACAACCACCAUCACCUCACCCGCCGCAACGACAACCCCUUCUCCUCCUCACCGCAGACCAGCCCUCUCCCCUGAGUUUCUCUCUUCCAUACCAUGACCACGAUCUCGAGACAUCGACCCAAAUGUGAUUUUGAAGCUCUCUCUGCAGAUCGCCAUUAACGCGGCCUCCAAGCUUGCUGGGUUGCCUUCCAAAUUCAGAUGUUGUCUGAAUGGUGCGAGAGCCUAUUUGGUGAGCGACAGAGAGGAGGGGAUGAGGUUUCCUGCGUUGAGGAGAGAUGAAUGCCGCCGGUGAGAUGAGUGUGGGCGGUCGUCGAGUGUUGGCUGGGUUAUUGAGUUGGCGGCUGCUAGCUAGGGUCUAGGGUUGUUUUUGCUUUGUUUUGUUUUUUUAUUUUUAAUAUUUAAAUUUUAUUCAAGUUAACAGAGUUAUGUCGGGGUUAAGAGAUUGGACACGUGCUGUAUUUUAACUUCUGAUAAAAGAACAGAAAAAGCGACUCUAAAUAUAAAAGGUGCCCAUUUCCACAGUCAGUCUCACAAGCUCGAUUUCUUCUUCCCCUGCUUCUCAUCCUCUGUCUUUCUUGCUCCCCAGUUCUUACAUAGAACUCAUUUUUUGUAGCAGAAAGAUUUAAGCCAUGGAAGAAAUUAUAUCCUCAUGUUCUUCACCCAACUUUGGUCCAGAAAACCCAGCCAUAUUCCAACAACGUCUCCAGUUCUUAGUUCAGAACAGGCCUGAAUGUUGGGUUUAUUCCAUUUUCUGGCGGGCUUCCAAAGACAGCAAUGGCCAAGUUGCUUUGUCAUGGGGUGCCGGAGAUUUCCAAAUCGACAGAGACUUGGCAACCAAAACAACCAACAAGGUGACCAAUAAUUACCAACCCAAAUUUGGGUUAACCAAGAAGAUGACUAGCAGAGAAGCUGAAGAAGCUCUUUUCAAUGAAGACAUGGUGGACUUGGAGAUGAGGCUGGUGGAUCAUGGAGAUGUCACUGGAUCUGAGUGGUUUUACUUUUACAGUGUUUCUUUGACCCAGUCGUUUGCUGCAGGCCAUGCCACCAAUAAUAUUCUGGGCCGAGCAUUUUGUUCUGGUGGUUUUGUUUGGCUUGCAGGUGUUCAUGAGCUUCAGUUUUAUGAGUGUGAGAGAGUGAAAGAAGCUAGAAUGCAUGGAAUUCAAACUUUGGUUUGCAUUGCAACUUCUUGUGGGGUGCUUGAGCUGGCUUCUGUGGAUGUGAUCAAAGAAGAUCGGGGCCUUGUGCACCUUUCAAUGUCACUCUUUGGAUCAAAUAACAACAGGGUCUCGCAGCAGGGCAGCCGUGACGGCGAUGUGCUUGUUCCAUCCCUAGAAAACGGGAAGUUUUUAGGAGUUCAAAAAGAGCUAACCAGACAAGAAUGUGGUAGAAAAGAAGUAGCACCUAUCAAUAUAGGCGGGUUAUCACCAGAGUCACCUUCUGAUUCUAUUGGCAAUUUCACCUCUGAGAAUAUAGCGAAGCCUCGUUCGAAAAAGAGAGGGAGAUCGUCAACCAAUGGAGCUAGUAGAGAGUCGGCAUUGUUAAAUCAUGUUGAGGCAGAGAGGCAGAGGAGGGAGAAGCUUAAUCAUCGCUUCUAUGUCCUCCGGUCUGUUGUUCCCAAUGUCUCCAAAAUGGACAAGUCCUCUUUGCUUGCUGAUGCUGUGUCAUACAUCAAUCAGCUCAAAGCAAAGGUUGAGGAAUUGGAGGCCAAAAUCCAAGAGCAACCUCCAACUCCCAAAACGGGUAGUGUUAGCCAUCUUGAUCAUCACCUUAGCCAAAGCAGCAGCUCCAUAGGUGAUAGUCAUCAUCAUCAUCAUCAUCAUCAUUCAAGUUAUAAUAGCAGAACAGUUGUGCCAGUGGAAAUGGAUGUGAAGAUCAUGGGAUCAGAAGCGAUAAUACGAGUUCAGUGUCCGGAUCAAGACUACCCGUAUGCUCGAUUGAUGAACGCACUCAAGGGGCUAGGAUUACAAGUUUAUCAUGCAAGCAUAUCAAGUGUGAAAGAGUUGAUGAUUCAAGAUGUUGUGGCAAGAGUGCCUUACGGGUUCAGUAGUGAUCAGGAGGCCAUGAGAACCGCAAUUAUGAAAAGAUGGCACAGUUAGAAAUCAUCAAAUCAGUACUUAGCUUCCCUCCCUAGCUAAUGAGGAAAAUGAUUUCCCAUUGAUUUUCUCCUUCUUCUUCUUUGGUAGUGCUUGUUGUAAUUCAAAAUGGGUGAAUGUUAAUUAUCAAGUGAGUUUUUUUUUCC